AUGGCGCAGCCGUGCAAUAGCCUGUCCGAGUUCCCCUACGCGGAGGCGGCCAAAUCGCUAGCGAAGCGCACCUCACUUACUAACCAAGGUGCGCCACCGCCGUGGACGAAGUCGAUCAUGGAGUCGACAGCAGUCUGUACAGAGGACAAAGUGUUUGUCAUCGGCGGGAUGGAUACGUGUACGCAGCGCAUCGUGCCGUACGCACGGGUAUGGGAUGCCGUGACGCACGUCUGGACGCGAUUGCCCGACGCCCCGGUCAGGGUCGCCCACGCAAGCGCCGCCGCGCUGCCUGCCGAGGGGUCCAUCAUCUUAUUUGGUGGGUGGGACGGCACAAAGUGCAACGCAGAGCUGUGGCAUCUCCACCCUCGUCGCCACGACGGCGCCACUGCAGGUGCGGAUAGGGUGUCCCCGCCGAGCCUCGGAGUGACUGGAGGAGGACGUCCCUCCACCACUCCUACAACUGCACGGGAACGGGCGUCAAAAGGCGAUGAUGAGGCUGCGCUUCAGUGGGAUCGACUGGAAACCGACACGCGUGUCUCUGCACGACCGGUGGGGCGAUACGGACACGCGCUGGCUUUUGGAGUUUCUGCUCCGGCGGAACAGUCGCAGACUAACCCACCAUCAUCGCCGGCUGCGGGGCUGCUUCAGCCCUCUGAUGAGGCGACGGGACCUGCCGCUGCGGCGACCAUGUUCUCUGGUGCGCCAACGCCGACAACUCUGGAGCCGGUUUUCUAUCUUUUUGGUGGCAAUGACACCACUUCGCGGCUGAAUGACGUGUGGCGGCUCUGGCUCACGCCGUCCAUCCAGCAACGCGUCGCGCACUGGGAGCGGCUGAAGGCGACCCCUGGCGUCUGCCCGUGUCCGCGUGAAGAUGCCGUCGUAGCGUUUGACGCGGCUCGACAGUGCCUUUGGCUGUAUGGCGGCAGUAGCGCCACUGGCGCCCUCGACGAUUUGUGGUGCCUUUCCUUGGUCGGCGAGUCAUGUGUAAGCGGGCUCACAUGGACACCUGUCUAUUCACUGGGCGGACACCGACUGGCACCAACCCGGUGGAACCUUUCUACAAAGUGUAUGCCGGUCGCCGCGGUGGUGGAGGACGGCAGUCUCUACGUGCUAUUUAACGAGGCACCAAAGUCGUCGAAGUGCCUCCACACAAACGGCCGAGAGCCGCUCUACCGUUUCUGUUUGACAACGCAUCACUGGCUCUCUUGCUCCCUCUGCCAGGAGGAAGCGGCCUCGAGCCAGCCCUCAUCGUCCCUGCGAACAUCGCUCCCCCUUGCGCAGCAGCUAAGCUCAUUCCGCGUUGUCGCAUCGUGCGCGUGCAAUCGCUUUCUUUUCUGGCUGAUGGACUCCGCGGGUGACGAACCUUCCGACACGCAGAGCAAGCCGGCAGUGGUCCAGGUGGAGCUAAACUCCCUCGACACAAAACCCACGAAGCGGCGUGCGGAGCGCAGUCGAUAA
This is a messenger RNA of Leishmania major strain Friedlin, 1458 nucleotides long. RefSeq lists its product as hypothetical. Lineage: Eukaryota; Euglenozoa; Kinetoplastea; Trypanosomatida; Trypanosomatidae. Gene Ontology annotation, molecular function: protein binding. The record is from RefSeq and is a predicted model, not a curated record. The transcript has a single exon. The coding region runs from base 1 to 1458 and encodes 485 amino acids.